UGGCGCACACACACAAUAUUCGCACACAUGCACACACACACACACGCGCGCGUGCGAUAACAGCACUCUCAUUUAGGAAUUUCCUCUGAACAGAUAAGACCAGCUCACCGUCGUUCAGAGGUGUGGGUUAGAGCAAUUUCCUUAUGCCACGUUCAGUUUUAUAGCACCACUAUCAGAUUGCAGGCUAGAACAUGACAAUACAAAACGUCUGAUUUUUACAAUUGUGUGGAAGAUCACGACAGCACCUGAUGCUCUAGAUAACUGGAAGGUAUUCCACUGUAAAUUAAUCCGGUAACUGUUUGCACGCUUUCAACUCUGCUUACAAAAAAACGGAGUAAAGACUAAGAAAAUAAUGGCAACAUCAGCUGAAAAAUCUGGAGCGACCUCACAGAAUUUCCUUCGCCAAUUUCGAGACAAGAAAACGAGGAAAUUUCGAGAAAUCAGCGCCUCCAGUUUUAUGGAUGUUUGGAAUCAUUAUGACUCAGACGGUAACGGUUACAUCGAGGGUUCAGAACUUGAUCAGUUCCUGUACGAGCUUGUGACAAGCGUCAACACACAGGACGUUGGACCAGAGGUUGUGUCGCAAGCAGCGCUGAAAGAGGCAAAGGCAUCGAUACUCAGUGCCUUUGAUGAGAACAAGGAUGGGAAAAUCGAUAUUGCAGAGUUGGCACAGUUGCUUCCUAUGGAAGAAAAUUUUCUGCUGCUGUUCAGACGAGAGCAUCCUCUGGAAUCAAGUGUGGAAUUCAUGAAGCUGCAGCUCUUUGACAGAAAUAAGGACGGUAAACUUCAGCUCAGCGAAAUGGCCAAGUUGCUGCCGGUAAAGGAGAACUUCCUACAGCGGCCUAUAUUCAAGGAUGGCAACAAAAGUAUCGAAGAUGAAGAGUUGCAUGGAUUCUUGAAAGACCUGAUGGAACUCGUUCAAGAGGACUACGAUGCAGACGACAUCGAGGAGUUCAAGGACAUCCUGCUGCGCGAGUGCGACAUCAACCACGACGGCCGUAUCGACAAGGACGAGCUCUCCAUGGUCCUCGUCUCCUUUGCCAAAGCAUCUCAGGGUCCCGAGGGGGAAGAGGGAGGCGAGGAGGCAGCGGCUAAAGACGGAGCGGUCAAGGAAUAGUGAUUAGGAACUCUCACGAGAGUACCGAUGUCUAUAACAAUUUGAUAACGACGAAUUUCUUUUUCUAUUUUCUUUCAUUUUCUUGUUAUUCGAUUAUACGCAGAACGCAACGCGCUGUGACGUAGCAGGUUGUUCACAGUAAUAUAAGCGUCUACAAAGAAAAUUGGGACGUUUUCUGACGUAAAUGUUAAUGUUUCCAGUACUGAAGUUUAACAAUUCUUUGUACAAAUAAAUCUAUACUGAAAUAGAGGGGGAAAAAAGGAUGAAACCAACAUAUUACCUUAUUAUUAUCAGAUAAGCUUUGUGAGACUGUGACAACAACUUUGGGCAAAAUCUAGAUCUAUGUUUUCUUUAAGGUUUUAUGGUAGUUUCCUUACACAAAAACUGAUACGGACGAAAAGCCAAGGUGUAAUUUUAGCCAGCACCCCAAAACCAGGCAACUAUUCAUUUAAUCGAAACAUUACUAUGAAUAGAUCUAGUGUUCCUGGUAUAGAGAAGGAAGGCAGAUAACAACAAGCGUACAGGCAAAAACAAUAAGCUUGAGGAGACAUUUCCGAAGAUGUUGAGUAACGAAAGUAGCCGCAGAAAGAUUUGUGGGAGGAAGGGAGGGAGGUUCACAUUUUCCUUGCUCUACUCUUCAACAUUCUGUUCCAAGUCCAUAUCCCACGUGUUCAGAAAAUUCACGAAGAAUUAUGCUAUUUUCCAGCAGCAUUUAAAUUCCCUUUGGAAAGUUUUGUAAUGGAUACAUCAUGAUCAUCAAUCUCUUCCCUUUUUUUGGGUUUUUUUUAUUUCUGUCCGUAGCCCGAGAUGUUAAUACCAUGUUCGUAUCUGGACCAAAUCUAUAACUCUUAUUCUUUUCCAAGUGGCAUUCCGCUUAGAAUGUUCAAUUUUAAAUAUAUAUUAUGUUUUCUGCUUCUAUUUUAGCUUUUUUGGUUCGCCACCUGCAUUUUUUUGUUUACAUUAUUCUAUACUUCAAUUUACCUUUUUGUAUUGUAUCAAGGACCUAUUUCCUGAUUUUCAACAUAACUUGAAUAAGUAUGUUUUAUCAAUGUCAUGCUCUUGCUUUGAUGUGCUUCAGAAAGCAAAAGUCGAGAGCGCGUGUGACUGUUCAGUACAUGUUUCUUGUCAUAAAACAGUGGCUUGAGCUAUUCCCGCGGGCGGAGAGAAGACUUGAAUCACGCAUACACACACACACACACACACACACACACACACACACACACACACACACACAUACAGAGUAAUACGCACUCAAAGAUUUGAAUGGCACAUAAUCUUAGCGCACAAGGGAGGCGGUGUUCUGUAAAAAUACUCAUAUUAGUUAACCUCACAACGUAUAAUAUCAUUCUAGAGCUAUUUCUCAUAGUGCACACAAUCACAAGUAUGUAAUGAAAGGCCAAUGUCCGUUCGACUCUAUUCGUCAGACGGACGGUGGGUUGACUCAAAAUGAAAAAUGGCGUAAUGACUGGGUCAAGUAGAGAGAAAUAUAAGGCAGCGACUUUCCUCUGGAUGCGGUGGAAGUGGGGUCGGAUAAUGGAACUCAAAGGUGCCGUGUGAACAAGGAAUAGAGAUAACAUGAUAAAGCAAUUUAUCUAACAGAAAUAGAUAGAUAAAUAGAUAGAUAGAUAGAUAGACAGACAGACAAGCAGACAGACAGAAAGACAGACAGACAGACAGACAGACAGAAAGACAGACAGACAGACAGACAGACUUAUAGAUAGAUAGAUAGGUAGAUAGAUAAACUGUACUAAAAUGCAAAUUAAGCAUAAAUGAAAUAAUGUAAACAAGGCACAGAUUAUAAUCAGAAUAGACGUCUCUCCCCAGUCGGUGCCCCCUAUUCCAUAUAUUUAUUCCUUUUUUCUUGGAAGAACAACAUUAAACUCCAAAACAGCAUAACAGCACAAGAUUCAAAGGUUUAAGGUACCGCAAGUAUGCUCGCUUACAUGCGUGUUCGUUGUAAGGCUUUCGUUUGCCGUUCCAUCUGAUUUAUAAUGUGGAGUAUAUUUCCUGUCGGUCUUUGUGGGGAAUAAAAGACUGCAAUUUUGUUCACAACAAUUAA
Aplysia californica (California sea hare) is the source of this 3176-nucleotide messenger RNA. RefSeq names its product calbindin-32. Gene Ontology annotation, cellular component: cytosol; nucleus; dendrite. Gene Ontology annotation, biological process: regulation of presynaptic cytosolic calcium ion concentration; regulation of long-term synaptic potentiation. The record is from RefSeq and is a predicted model, not a curated record. Lineage: Eukaryota; Metazoa; Mollusca; Gastropoda; Aplysiida; Aplysiidae. Gene Ontology annotation, molecular function: calcium ion binding.